GCGACCGCUUGGCAAUUUUUAGGUUGGUGCUGAGGAAGAGGACUUCUAUCUGAAUAACAAAAGUAAACUUUCACGACCGUCUUAAUUGCUAUGAUUCAGGAUUGUGUAGUAGUAGUUGAAACUACAGUUACAUAGCAGCUAGAGAAAGUCUAGUUCAUUUUUAAAAUGGUGUUGAAACUACAGUCAUAGCAGCUAGAGAAAGUCUAGUUCAUUUUUAAGAUGGCCGCCCCCAAAAGCAACCUUUGGCCUCUGCUGCGCCUUGGUCAACGCAGUGUCUUCAUUUGCCUUCUACUUGGUGUAAGCCGCGUGAGCAGUGAGGCCUUCGUGCAUUUGAUCGCGCCCGCCGAUGUGAGAAAAGACGGUGGACUCAAAUUUCGAGCGAAUUUGCCUAUCCCGGAGCGCUUAGUCGAACUGAAAGAGAGCUUCCGGCUAGCGCAUCUGGAACGGUAUGGUUCACCAGGAUACGUCGAUUUCGAAUUUUUCAAUACAAGACUCGAACAAACUGUCGACAGCGUAGACCAACUCGAGGAUGGAGACGAGCUCCGCCUUUUUCGCAAGCGCGGCACAACCAGUUUGAGCAGAGGAGCACAACAUCCAGAUUCAGAAGUUGUUGCUGGAGAUGUUGCUGGACAGCAUCAGCAAGCACAAGAGCAGGAACAAAGUAAAGCUCCUUCAAGGUCGGAAGAUGCUGCAGGAAAAGAACGAGAUCGUUUUCAUGGAAGAUCGGCUGAAGAAAUCAUUGGUGGUCCGACGCAAGGGAAAGCAGAAAAUUAUGCAGACGGGGUAGCUGCUUCGCCUCCGAAUGUUGCUGCGGGCGAAGAUGUGAAGAAAAAGACUGGUCCUGCUGGUGUCAAUGAUGGGACGACCGGUACAAGCUCGCCGCAACAACAACAAUCCGAGACUUCAACGCCCCGGCGAACGAGGAAUCGCGGCCUGGACGCUCUGACGUCAGCGCCAAUGGACAGUGAGGCUCAGAAUGACGCGCCUAGUGCAAGUCUCCCAGACCCGUCCUCACCAUUUUACCUUUCCGAAUUGCUAUACACAUUGACAUCUGCAGCGAAUGUCCCGACUAAACUCCGGCGGCAGGUCCUGCAUAAGGUGAAUGAGGCACCCUUGUCGGACUUCCAACGACGGCAAAUCUUGGAUGAUUACCCCGUUUCCCUUGAAGAUUGUCGUGAAGUUGACAAGGAAGAAGCAGUUGGCACAGCGGUGGCUGCGUCCUCGUCGUCCAGUGACAGCAGCGUGGGAAGAACAUCACCCGAAAAUCCACAUCAUCAAGAUGAAGGUAUAGAUGCUUCAUCUCCUUCGAUGAGUUUUCGGGCUUUUGCAGAGCGUUUUGUGCAUCUGCAUCCGACCGCUCGUGGUAUUUUACGGCUCGCAGAAUGUCAGCCGGCUUUUCGCGAAGGUCUAGUGCGAUCGCAUUUCGAGCGGAAGUGGACGCACCAACUGAAGCCGCUCUUCGAAAAAGCGGCUCGAGGAUUGACGUCAACCACAGGGGACUCAGGAACGCAACUGUCAACCGCUUACUUUACCGGCUACAUCGGUCAGGAGGAGGCGUUGAAGAUGAUACGGCCGUUGGUCCAAGAGCAAGUGCUGGGACGGAGGAUCUCAGAUUCGCCAUUGAGUUUCCUUUUUCUAGGGCCAUCAGGAGUGGGAAAAACGGAACUAGCAAGAAAAGUCGCGGAGAAAAUACAUUGUGGUAAUGCCCCCGCAGUAAUAUUGUCUCUGAGAAAAUACAUUGUAGUGGUAGAAGUGACACAAGAGGACCGCUUCUUUCACUUGACUCAACUUCAAUCAUCUUCAAUCACGAUCUUUUAUAGCCAAUUAGUUUCGAACUUGAAACCCAUGACAUGCUUCCGCUGGCGCAUGUCGUGUUUGGGUUAAAGUCUUGCUCGUGUGUAAUACUUCUACGAUGUUCACCUCCACGACCAGUACUAUUGCCACUGCGUACAACUACCAGGUGACCAGCAAUCAUCUGACGGCGAUCAUCAAGCCCUCACUGCUGGGGCAGCAAGUUCUUCCUGUAACAUCAAGUCGCUGACAAAGGCGGGGAAAUUUGUGGAGUUCAAGAUGGGCAACUACCGAAAUGAGGAGCAGUUCACGUCAUGGAUCGGCGUGCCAGAUGGUGUUAAAGGUAGCGACGGAAAGCUGUCAGAAAUCCUUUUCUCGAACCCCGAUGCAGUAAUUUACCUGGACGAGAUAGAGAAGGCCAUUCCGACAGCGGGUGAUCUUCUCUUGGCUAUGCUGGACAAUAAGGGCAGUGUUCAAGUGUCCAAGACGGGACAACAUAUUUCGACGGUGAAGGCGACUUUCAUCCUGAGCAGCAACCUUGCAACCAACGAAAUUCUAUCGGUCUGGGCUAGCACGACCGGAUCGUACUACAUUAUGCCUGUGAAAAUAUACUAGGUAGAAGUUCUAGUGCUGGUUGAACUGGAACUCCGCCUUCCAGAAACAAGCAUUUGAAAUACGGUCUACUACCAGCGGAGCAAGAACUACUUCUGGUUGAACGUAUUCAUUGCUCUCGUGUUGUUAUGAUUACGCUGAUGCACAAGUACUUAUUUGUUCGCCCUUUAUCACUAGCGAAAGUAGUUUAACUUCACGGUUCUGGUUUCUUGAAAAAUUGAUACACAACCUAAUGCUUGCUCUACGCCUUUGACGCCUCGUGAGAAGUACGAAAAGAUACUGGGAAAAUUGGACUACGCGUUGUCGCAAUCCAAGAUGUUCGCUCGUCCAGAGGUACGCAACCGGAUUGCAGCGAUCGUGCCCUUCACACCUUUCCUCGAUUCUGAGAUCCGGCAGGUGAUCGAUUUAGAGCUGAAAAAAUUGCGACGCAGCUACAAAAAGAGUGAAGGAUGGGGUCAUCCGAACAUUGUCUGGACGCAACGCGUUGUGGAUUUUUUGGCGGACCCCUUGCGGAAUGUCCACUUUGAAAACGCUCUGUCGAAGGGGAACUUGCGCGAGUUGAUCCGCUUUUUGGAGCAGACUGUCAAUCGCGCGUUAAAUCUCGCCAAAGACUGCGAAAACGCCGUUUGUGAGGUCUUUUCGAGCACCCUCACUGUCGCUGGUGGGACCACGAGCCCAACAUCUACUGCCAUCGUUGCAGCAGGCACGACCAGCAUUUGUCGUCCAAAAGCCUCUGACGUGAUAUCUGGAGCGACCGACAACUUCCUACUAGACGUGCGGGACGAGACUGGAGGAAGCGGUGGGUUGCCGCACAUCGUCGCAGAUUCUGUACCCACUAGCCUUCGAGAGGCGCUUCUUUUUUGUAACUUGCCUGACACAGCGUCAGGGGGUCUUUCGGGAGUACUCUUAGGCACUAGCACACCAGGGAAAGCCUUAACCGACUUGCAAAAUCUUGCAGCGGAUACCUUGGGAGGCGUUUUCGGGGGUUUGCUGAAUAGUGGAAGCGAUGCCUCAUCAGGAAGUGGAACGUUGUCCGGUAGUGUCGUGCGUGGUGGACAACAAAAACAUCAAGGUCCCGCCACAGGCUCUUCUGCAACUUCUAGGAGAACGACGGGUCUCCAGCCGCAAGGACCAGAAGUAGGGACGGACGGGACGCGAACAAGCCGUAGCUCAGGAGGAGUUUCGCCGUCUUCAUUUACGCCAGCAGCCACAGGCAGCUCGGCACCAGGAGCAUCCAGUGAAAGUGGUGGCUCUCUGUUCGAGAGUGAUUUUGAAUAUGAUUGUGUUUGGCAAUUCGUUUUUUCCUAUCAACGCACUUGGUCUUCCUUGAUUGCUUGGAGCUUCUUCUUGCUAGUCGGGUUCUGGUCGGCUGCUCUUGCUUUUGUGCUUCUGAACUACGGAAUUCUUCCACUCGCGGAAGUGCUGUACUCGGCUUGGCGCGCUUUGCCUCCUGGAGUGCAGCAGGUGAUAAUCGCAGGGGGUGAGGCAGCGGCGCAGAUCGGAAAAAAAGCCGUGGAGCAUUUCGAUUACACCUUCAUGGUACUCCUCUUUUUCGAGUACCAAUUCGGUUUGCUGCGGUUCGUGGGACGACACCUCUUGUCUCUGCUUUGCUGGUUCGGCCAGCGAAUCAAGAAACGCCUAGGGGAAGUUCAAAAAGUUUACGGACGAGGAGACUUUGGUGCGACGAUCUCUUCAUCAUCCUCGCUUCCAAAAAGUGGAAGUAUAGAGUUGCCGCUUGUUCUUGGAAAAGAGGGCACCUUCAAGUCCACUCCUCCUGCCACGAUUUCGAGUACUUUCCCAGCCGACGAUAAUGAAGCAAGCAAAAGACGGAAAUUGUACGCGAGAGCAGUGGCUGCGGCUGUGAUUCGAAGGCUGAAAGAAGAUGGAUGCGUCUCACUAGAGAAGAAGAAGGACGAGCCGACCUUAGGCGCAACGACCGCAAGCAGCGGUGCGCCGACCGUCACUUCUCAGGCAGACAUUUGCGAAACGUAUUUAGCGACCGCGAUUCUUCGGAUAUUGCAGGUAAACGCGCAAAUGAUGAAAUCAGAUUCUAGCGGCAUGGUUCCUCAGGAUUCUCAUCCGUCAUUGGGGAGAAAAAAGGGUGGAAAUCAAUCAUCUGAUGCUCCUGACAGUAGCAUGUACAGGCAUCCGCAUCUUCUUGCUGAUUCUUUACAAAUUGGUGGAGAUGCCGUUUUUCCAGAUCAAAGAUCAGCCGGCUUUACCCAGAUGGAUGUACGCUUUCUGAAGGGAUUUGCGACUUCUAUGUUGCAGCAACUAUCGACUGAGAACCUGUCAAGCAUCGCUGAUACCACAUUCGGAGCCCUAGAUCGAGAACAGCAAAAUAUGGGUGACCAUAAUAGCACCACGCAAGACGUGGUUGAUGCACCAGAUGAAGUGACAACGAAUGGAAGUGGGAAAAUGAAAGGUGCGGGAGCUGCUCCGACUCCUUCUGCCCUAUCUUUGAGAUCCGAUGGUAAAAAGGUAGAGAUGACGAAAACUACUAAUCACGCAUUUGGACCAAACAAGGCAGUCGGUAAGAGCAAGCCGGGCGCUGUGGGAAAUAUAGCGCAGGGUCAUAGGCUUUCAGGUGGAGAUUCUGGCAAAAGCUCCCCCCACGAAGAUAAUGAUGAUACAGAUGACGAACUUGCCUCCUGAUUAUGUAACAACAGUGACACUUCAACAAGUACAUGUCGCUGCAGCGCCUCAGCUCAUCUUGGUCUCAGAUAGGAUUUGCAUCUUCGCGCUUUCGUUAUAGCAGAUCCAUGUGAUGCUACAUGGAGGCACAGCAGGGAACUGCGUUUGUUCCUCCUUUACUGCUCUCAUUGCCUAUUCAUCCUACAAAUAUGUUGUAC
Molecule: messenger RNA, 5255 nt
Organism: Amoebophrya sp. A25
Lineage: Eukaryota; Dinophyceae; Syndiniales; Amoebophryaceae
Source: the annotation of a GenBank genome assembly